AUGAUUAAGUUAUAUGCUUUAAAAUCUAACUUGUGUAAUGAAUAUUUAGAUGAUUUUAAGGGCGGGGUGCCCAACGAGUGGUUUUUCUUUUCAACUAGAAGCAAGGAUGAUAACAUUAUUGCACUAGAUGGUGGCUACUACGCAAUCGAUCCUGAAGGUGCUGGCCCGAUCACAUGGGAGGGAAAAGUUGUUGGUUAUGUAAAGACUCUGAAUUUCUAUCAUGGAAGCUCACCUAAUGGAACUGAAACUGAAUGGAUGGUAGAGGAGUUCAGAAUCAAUCCCGAGUUUGUUCCAAUUAACAACACCGACCGUAGCACUCAAGAAAAGGGCGGGGUGCCCAACGAGUGGUUUUUCUUUUCAACUAGAAGCAAGGAUAAUAACACUAUUGCACUAGAUGGUGGCUACUAUGAAAUCGAUCCCGAAGGUGCUGGCCCGAUCACAUGGGAGGAAAAAGUUGUUGGUUAUGUAAAGACUCUGAAUUUCUAUCAAGGAAGCUCACCUAAUGGAACUGAAACUGAAUGGAUGAUAGAGGAGUUCAGAGUCGAUCCUGAGUUCGUUCCACUUAACAACAACGACCGUAGCACUCAAGAAAAGGUAGUAUAA
Populus euphratica (Euphrates poplar) is the source of this 603-nucleotide messenger RNA. RefSeq lists its product as uncharacterized. The transcript is spliced from 2 exons. Gene Ontology annotation, molecular function: DNA binding. NCBI's taxonomy places the organism in Eukaryota, Viridiplantae, Streptophyta, Magnoliopsida, Malpighiales, Salicaceae. Gene Ontology annotation, biological process: regulation of DNA-templated transcription. The record is from RefSeq and is a predicted model, not a curated record. The coding region runs from base 1 to 603 and encodes 200 amino acids.